UUUGAGUGGGGGCUGUGUGCGUCAUGUGCUGCAGCGCCUGGCGGCCACACACACAUUGGCUACAUACACAGGUUUCGGGACCGCGCUUUUCUCAGGCAUACAGCGCUGAAUUAAUCAGCUCCAGUCGCUUAGUAGCCUAUAGUCCAAAAUACUGGCUGAUCGGGACGGAGACAAUUUCUUGUUCUGAUCUCUUUUUUAACAUUUCUAAUCAUUUCUAAUAUUUCUAAAGAAAAAGGGGGGCUAUUUCCGCCCUCUCUUCAUCCAUCCAUCUUCACCCCUUCCCUCCCCUAAGGGCCGCUGGACGGAUAGCCGAGGAGGCCGUGGAGCGCACUUGUUCACGAAGGAGAGAAAGAGGACUCUGUUUUCCGGCGGGCAAGAGGCACUCUGCGGGGCGGGGUUGGUGUUCGACUUUCACGGCUUCUGCACUGCGCUCGACCCGGUGGUGGAGAUCACGAUGACUGGUGGUGAGACACCGGAGAGGUGGCGGAUUAUCCCCACUUGGCUAUAGUGAUGUUGCUCGCGUCCAAAUGUCCCUUCCUCGGAUGAGACCACGUAUGAAAGGACGGCUGUGCAGGUGAUGGAGAGAAGAUGAUCAUUGUGUCGAGGGGGACAUAAUUUAAUUGUUGAGAGAAAUUAGAUUCAGCGGUAAUAGUAGCCUACAUUACAUUGACACCGACAUUCUAAGGAAAACCACGACGGAUUUCAAUUAAAGAUGAUGAUUGAAUGCAAAUAAGAAAAAUCAACAAAUGUCACAUUUAUCCUAUUCGUGUAUAAGGAUGCCAGUUCAUCUAUGCGCGCGUGUAAAGCGAGUGUGAGGUGGCGGUAGACAAAUUAGCCAGUGUACCAAACAUUGCGGAUGUUACAAAAUAAAUAAAUAAUUAUAGAUUUUAGCUCUUUUUUUCAGCGUUCUUUGGUCUCUGAAACAUACCAUGACAACCACGACCAGCAUGCCCAGUUGAUGGGAAAAACUUGGUGGAUUUAUUUUCUUAUUUAUUUUUAUUUUGACAAGCUGAUUUCUUUGAAUAUUGUGCAGUGGUCAUGAUGACAAUACAUUUUAUAGUGAAGAAAAGCACAAGCGGCUUCUGACGAGCCUAUCGCCCCAUGGAAAUGGUUCUGGAGAAGACGAUGGAGCAGCCAUGGAGAACAUGAAACAUUUAUACUAACUCAUCUUGGAAUAUGCCCAAUCUGACAUUAGCCUUGCUCUUCUUUUUUGGACAUCUAAAAACGAACUGAAGAGGAAUUGUGAAGCCUACUGCACUGACAGUCGUGCAACAAGCCAAGCUAUCCAGCUCACCGCACUUUGCAUUUUUUUACACCCGCACUUGGCCAUUAGCACUAAUGCACCGACAGAGACCAAAGCCUACAUGGGCGUCUUCAUCUAGUAAGGGCCGCACCAUAUAGGCCACCGCGCACCCCAACUCUCCCCCUAUGCAGGUGGAAGAAGCAGAAUAAAACAGUUGUGUGUAUGAGCAGUCCUCAGGCAGAUGGGAUGUAAUGUUGUGUGGUCGCGCUGAGCAUUCGCCUCCUUCUCAGCUACUGCUGCUUUGUAAAGAUUUGGUGUCCAAAGAAUGGCGCGGUUCGAAAACGAGAUGCCGUCCAGGUAUGGCGGCGGCCACGGUCAUGGACCAGGGCAUGGGCAUGGACCUGGAGGUCCUGGCCGCGGAGGCAGCAGGCAGGGCGGCCCGCCCGGAGGCCCCGGGGGCCAGCGGGUCUACAAGCAGUCCAUGGCGCAGAGAGCCCGGACCAUGGCCCUGUACAACCCCAUCCCGGUGCGUCAGAACUGCUUCACCGUCAACCGCUCGCUGUUCAUCUUCAGCGAGGAUAACUUUGUGAGAAAAUACGCCAAAAAGAUUACAGAAUGGCCUCCGUUUGAGUGGUUGAUCCUGGCCACCAUUUGUGCUAACUGUAUCGUCCUGGCUCUGGAGCAACAUCUGCCUGAUGGAGACAAGACUCCUCUAUCUGAACGUCUGGAUGACACUGAGCCCUACUUCAUAGGGAUCUUCUGUUUUGAGUCAGGCAUUAAGAUCCUGGCUCUAGGAUUUGCCUUCCAUAAGAACUCCUACAUAAGGAACGGAUGGAAUGCCAUGGACUUUGUAGUAGUAUGCACAGGGAUCUUGUCUACAGUGGGAUCGGACUUCGAUUUGCGGACUCUGAGAGCGGUCCGUGUGCUGAGACCCCUCAAACUGGUGUCUGGGAUACCCAGCCUCCAGGUGGUCCUCAAGUCCAUCAUGAAGGCUAUGAUCCCACUGCUGCAGAUCGGCCUGUUGCUAUUCUUCGCCAUCCUCAUGUUCGCUAUCAUUGGCCUGGAGUUCUACAUGGGCAAAUUCCACACUACCUGCUUCGACAUUCACACAGAUGAGAUUCGCGAGGAGUUUCCGUGUGGGACCGAAGCCCCGUCGAGACUAUGUCCAAACGGGACCGUGUGUCGACAGUAUUGGCUGGGGCCUAACUACGGCAUCACCCAGUUUGACAACAUCCUGUUUGCCGUGCUCACAGUCUUCCAGUGUAUUACCAUGGAGGGAUGGACUGACCUGCUCUACUAUAGCAACGAUGCCUCAGGGAGCGCGUGGAACUGGAUGUACUUCAUCCCCCUCAUCAUCAUCGGCUCUUUCUUCAUGUUGAACCUGGUGCUGGGUGUACUGUCUGGGGAGUUUGCCAAAGAGAGAGAGCGAGUGGAGAACAGGAGUGAGUUUCUGAAGCUGAGGAGACAGCAGCAGAUAGAGAGAGAGCUCAAUGGAUACCUGGAGUGGAUUUGUAAAGCAGAAGAAGUGAUCUUAGCAGACGAUGAAGACCCUGAUGCCUUUGACGGUACCCGCAGGAGACCCACCAUCAAAAACCACAAGAACAAAACAGAUCUCCUUAACCCAGAGGAUGGGGAUGGAGACCUGGCAGUGGGUUCUCCCUUUGCGCGGACCAGUCUGAAGAGUUCAAAGCUGGAGGGCUCUAACUUCCAUAAGAGGGAGCGUCGUCUGCGUUUCUUCAUCCGACGCAUUGUGAAGACCCAGUAUUUCUACUGGAGUGUACUGUGUCUGGUGGGACUGAACACCAUGUGUGUGGCUGUAGUACACUACGACCAGCCUGAACCACUAUCAGACUUCCUCUACUUUGCGGAGUUCGUCUUCUUGAGUAUCUUCAUGUCUGAGAUGGGUAUAAAGAUUUAUGGACUGGGGUCACAGCCUUACUUUCACUCCUCCUUUAACUGCUUUGACUGCAUUGUAAUAUGUGGCAGCAUAUUCGAGGUGCUGUGGGGUUUUAUCCAGCCUGGGACAUCCUUUGGUAUCAGUGUAUUACGAGCUCUAAGGUUACUGAGAAUCUUCAAAGUCACCAAGUACUGGGCAUCUUUGAGGAACCUGGUUGUAUCUCUGCUCAACUCCAUGAAAUCCAUUAUAAGCCUGCUCUUCCUCCUCUUCCUCUUUAUCGUCGUCUUCGCUCUGUUGGGCAUGCAACUCUUCGGAGGACAGUUUAAUUUUGAAUCUGGCACUCCCCCGACCAACUUUGAUACUUUCCCUGCAGCAAUAAUGACUGUGUUCCAGAUCCUGACCGGAGAAGACUGGAACAUGGUAAUGUAUGAUGGAAUCGAGUCUCAGGGAGGAGUCAACAACGGAAUGGUCUUCUCAGUCUUCUUCAUCGUGCUCACACUCUUCGGCAACUACACUCUGCUGAAUGUGUUCUUGGCCAUCGCUGUGGACAAUCUGGCUAACGCACAGGAACUCACUAAGGAAGAGGAAGCCGCUUCCAAGAAAAAUGCUUUACAGAAAGCCAAGGAGGUGGCCGAAGUAAGCCCUCAGUCUGCAGCCAACCUCUCCAUAGCGGCCGAGAAAGUAAACAGCACAGGUCACAACGCUUCCGACCCCUUUCUGGACUGUAAGGAGCAGCAGAAGAACAGUAAGGGUGGUAGUAAGUCAGUGUGGGAACAGAGGACCAAGGAGCUGAGGAAACAGACUCUAAUGACCAGCAGAGAGGCCCUCUACAACGAACUGGACCCAGAGGACCGCUGGAAGGUGAACUGCUCCCGCCACAUCCGUCCCGACAUGAAGACCCAUACAGACCGCCCUCUAGUGGUGGACCCCCAGGAGAACCGCAACAACAACACCAACAAGACCACCAAAGAACCUGACCCCCGCCUCAGCCAGCAGCACGCCGACGAGCUGCUCCGCAAGCAGACACACGCCCACGAGAGAGGAGGUGGGGGAGGAGGAGGUGGGGUCUCAGGGUCUGGUUCGGGCCCUGGAAGGCCCUACGAGAGGGCGGACUCUACGGAGAGCCGCAGGAGCCGCAAGGAGAGCAAGGAGCACCAGGAGCUCCAACACCACCACUCCUCCCAUACCUGCCUAGAUGCAACGAUACUGGGCCAGAGUGGAGAGGAGAGGACCCAGAGGAGGCACCACCACCCACGGGGCCAGGUGGGCUCAUCGGAGCACAGGAAACCCCGCCAGCACCGCAUGCCCCCAGAGGACGAAGAGGGGGGAGGUGGAGGAGGAGGUGGUGGAGGAGGAGGGGAAAUUCGGCACAAGAGCAGGGGGACAGAAGGAGGAGGCGAGGGGGAGCAGGAGGGGGGUGAGGGAGGUGAGAGGAGGCAGAGGCGGCAUCGACAUGGCACUCAGUCAGGGUGUGAUGGUGAGGGGAAGAGGACGCGGCAACACCGCAGGAAGGAUGGUCCCAACCUGUCCACCACACGGCCCAUCCAAAAGAGCCUCUGUAGACAGGACAGCCAGUACAGCGAGGACAUGGACAAUGUCAUGAACAGUAAACUGGCCACCAGCCAGCCCCAGCUACCCCCAGGCUCCACCCAGCAGCCCUGCCCAGCCUCGGGCCUCCCCAGCCCAGCCAACCACAUUACUCCAGGCCCAGGCUUUGGCCCUGCAGGCCUCAACACUCACCUGACCAACAGCAGCUCCCACUUGGGCACAGAUGGAAGCCUGGUUCCUGCAUACGGAAGUAGCACCCAGAUAGCGGACCACACGGCAGUGGACAUACCUUCCCACAACGCCAUACUACAGGUCAAUAAGAAUGCUAACACGGAGCCUCUGCCUAAGAAGGAGGAUAAGGAUGAUGAUGAUGAUGAGAAGGGUGAUGAAGAUGGACCCAAACCAAUGCCUCCCUAUAGCUCCAUGUUCAUCCUCUCUACCACCAACCCGUUCCGGAGACUAUGCCACUACAUUGUGACUCUGAAAUUCUUUGAGUUUGGUAUCCUGUCUACCAUCGCUAUGAGCAGUAUCGCCCUGGCAGCAGAAGACCCCGUCUGGCCAGAAUCACCUCGCAACAAUGUUCUGCGCUACUUCGACUAUGUGUUUACGGGAGUGUUCACCUUUGAGAUGUUGAUUAAGAUGGUGGAUCUGGGCCUGGUGUUGCACCAGGGCUCCUAUUUCCGUGACCUGUGGAACAUCCUGGACUUUAUAGUGGUUAGUGGUGCUCUGGUGGCCUUCGCCUUCACGAGCAGUAGCGGGGGGAGCAGUAAGGGGAAAGACAUCAGCACGAUCAAGUCUCUGAGGGUUCUGAGAGUGUUGCGACCUCUGAAGACUAUCAAGCGUCUUCCAAAGCUCAAGGCUGUAUUUGACUGCGUGGUCAACUCCCUGAAGAACGUCCUGAACAUCCUCAUCGUAUACAUGCUCUUCAUGUUUAUAUUUGCUGUGGUGGCCGUGCAGCUGUUCAAAGGCAGAUUCUUCUACUGCACUGACGAGUCCAAAGAGUUUGAGCGCGAUUGCAGGGGCGAAUAUCUAGUCUAUGAGCGGAAUAAUGAAGUGAAGGCGCAGAAGCGGGAGUGGAAGAAGUACGAUUUCCACUACGACAACGUGCUUUGGGCCCUGCUCACCCUCUUCACUGUGUCUACCGGAGAGGGGUGGCCGCAGGUGCUGAAACAUUCAGUAGAUGCGACUUAUGAGAAUCAGGGCCCGAGCCCGGGGUACCGGAUGGAGAUGUCCAUCUUCUACGUGGUGUACUUCGUGGUCUUCCCCUUCUUCUUCGUCAAUAUCUUCGUAGCUCUCAUCAUCAUCACUUUCCAGGAGCAAGGAGACAAGAUGAUGGAGGAUUACAGUUUAGAGAAAAACGAGAGAGGCUGCAUAGACUUCGCCAUUAAUGCCAAACCCCUGACACGACACAUGCCUAAGAACAAGCAAAGCUUCCAGUACCGCAUGUGGGAGUUUGUGGUGUCGCCGCCAUUCGAGUAUACAAUCAUGGCUAUGAUCGCGCUCAAUACUAUUGUACUGAUGAUGAAGUAUGACGGAGCCUCUCCGGCCUACGAGGCUGUGCUGGCCAACCUGAACAUCGUGUUCACGUCGCUGUUCUCCAUGGAGUGUGUGCUCAAGAUCAUCGCCUUUGGAGUACUGAAUUACUUCAAAGAUGCCUGGAACAUUUUUGACUGUGUGACAGUCCUGGGCAGCAUUACAGAUAUUUUAGUGACUGAGCUCGGGAUGAAUAACUUCAUCAACUUGAGUUUCCUGAGACUGUUCAGGGCUGCCAGGCUCAUCAAACUGCUCCGGCAGGGAGAGACCAUCCGCAUCCUGCUCUGGACCUUUGUCCAGUCCUUCAAGGCGCUGCCGUACGUGUGCCUGCUUAUCGGCAUGCUGUUCUUCAUCUAUGCCAUCAUCGGGAUGCAGCUGUUUGGGAACAUAGGGAUGGAGGAGGAGGAGGGGAGCGCCAUCAACGAACACAACAACUUCAGGACUUUCUUCCAAGCUCUCAUGCUGCUCUUCAGGAGUGCCACGGGCGAGGCGUGGCAUGACAUCAUGCUGGCGUGUCUUGGAGGGAAGCACUGUGAUCCUCUGGCAGGGAACACUGAACCAGAGUGUGGCAGCCAGUUUGCCUACCUCUACUUUGUGUCCUUCAUCUUCUUCUGCUCCUUCCUGAUGCUGAAUCUGUUCGUGGCUGUCAUCAUGGACAACUUUGAGUACCUGACCAGAGACUCCUCCAUCCUCGGCCCACAUCAUCUAGACGAGUAUGUCAGGAUAUGGGCUGAGUAUGACCAAGCAGCUUGUGGCAGGAUCAGUUGCAGGGAUAUGUAUGACAUGCUCAUGCACAUGAGCCCUCCGCUAGGACUGGGGAAGAGGUGCCCGGCACGGGUGGCCUACAAGAGGCUGCUGCGGAUGGACCUCCCGGUCGCCGACGACAACUCGGUCCACUUCAACUCCACCCUGAUGGCCCUGAUCCGCACAGCGCUGGACAUCAAGAUCGCCAAGGGAGGUGUGGACAAACACCAGAUGGAUGCAGAGCUGAGGAAAGAGAUGAUGGCGAUUUGGCCCAAUCUCUCCCAGAAGACCCUGGACCUCUUAGUCACGCCACAUAAGUCAACAGACCUGACGGUGGGGAAGAUCUACGCUGCCAUGAUGAUCAUGGAGUACUACAGGCAGAGCAAGGCCAAACGCUCUCAGGCGAGGCUAGAGGCGGAGCAGAAUCGAACGACAUUACCGUUUCAGCGCGUGGAGCCACCCUCUCCCAUCCAGGACGGGCCUCUCAGCCUCCCUCCUACCCAGCCAGCAGACCCCGUCAACAGCCUACCGGUGGAGGGGGGGGUUCCAGGGAGCCAGUCGUGGGUGACAGUGCGGGCUCAGGAGAUGUCCCAGAGAGUAGGCAGCUGGAGCCCUGAGAGACAGCACUCUGAGGACGGCCUGGACAGCAGGCAUAACUCACAGACGGUAGAGAUGAGAGAGAUGGGGCGUGACGGUUACUCGGAUACCGAGCACUUUCAUCCAAUGGAAGGCCACGGAAGGGCCGCUUCCAUGCCACGCCUUCCAGGCGACAACCAACAGCGAAGGAAAGGGAGGCAGCGUGGAAAUAACCUCAGUACUAUAACAGAUAAUAGUCCUAUGAAGCGCUCAGCCUCCUCCCUUGGUCACAGUCGAUCUGGGAGGGGCCAGAGGGAAAGGGGAGGGGCCAAUGAUUAUGCAAUGGAUCGUGUCAUCCCUGAGGAGGGCGGAGCACCGAGGCACAGCCACCGACGCCGUGACCGAAGCCACCGGGCCUCCGAGCGGUCACUGUGUCGAUAUACAGACGCAGAUACAGGACUGGGCACAGACCUGAGCACCACCACUCAGUCAGGUGACCUGCCACCCAAGGAGAAGGACCGUGACCGCGACAGAGACCGCGGUCGGCAGAAAGACCGCAAACACCACCACCAUCACCACCACCAUCACAGCGGCUCUGUGGAUAAGGAGCGCUACACACCAGACCGCGCUGACCGGGGGGGAGAGCACAGUGGUCACAGACAGCCCCGAGGAGACAGAGACCACGAUCGGGACAGGGAGCACGACCGUCGCUGGUCACGGUCACCCAGCGAGGGCAGAGAGUGCAUGACACACAGACAGGGCAGUAGUUCGGUGAGCGAAAGUCCCGCCCCCUCCACCUCGGGGACCAGUACCCCGAGACGAGGCCGUCGGCAACUCCCACAGACCCCGGCAACGCCCCGCCCACAUGUCACCUACUCUCCCGUUGUCCGUAAAGCUAUGGCCACACCUCCCGGAGCCCAGCCCCAGGGGCGCAAUCCCGCCCCCGCCCCCGCCCCUCACCGCUUUUCCCCCGAGCCCCCCCAAGGACCUCCCCCGCCACACCAUGGCUCACCCCGCCAGGCCCGCCACCCCCCUCCCCGCUGGGGGGAUGGAGGAGGAGGAGGAGAGAGUGGGUCGCUGGAGGGCGACGGCUGCUUCUACAACCAGGACUACCAGGAUUACGACCGUGAGCACCACGAACCACCUGCCUACGAGCAGAGCCCCACGCAGGGCAACCCUCACAACCCUCACCCCCUCAACCACCCCACUCUGCCCCCGCAAAACCAUCCCCCAACCCCACAGCAGCACCCUAUCAACCCGCACCCCAACAACCCCCACCCCAACAACCCCCACUCCCGCACCUCGCCCAGGACUUCACACCACGCGCCCCCACCCAACACCACCCCCAUCCCCCAAGGGCAGCAGCCUCCUCCCCCUCGACGCCUCCCCAACGGGUACCGCGCCUCCUCCCCCUCCUCGCAACACCACCACGGCCCCACCCACCCCGGGCCCCACAAGGUCCCCCCUCCCCAGCCCAGAGGGCCCCGCACGAAAGGCCUGCACGAACCCUACAACAACACGGAUGACAACAGAUGCUAGCCUCUGGGGACCAUGGAGGGAUGGAUGGAGGGAGGGCUCAACCACACUGUCUGAGUUAUCUGUCCCUACCUCCCAGCCCAGGAAAACACACAGCCAGAGCACUGACCGCCAUGAGACAGGGGAAACCAAGGCAUGAUUCUUUCUUUCUUUCUUUCCUUCUUUCUGUUUGUUUUUCUUUUUGUUUCCUCUGCUGCUCAGUGUUUCCCGGGGAUGGAGGGAGUGAGAAAGGUUUUUUUGGGAUAGAGGGAUGAGGAGGAGGACCACUGAAGGAGGAGUGGAAACUAGUAAACGGGGUAUGGAGGACAAACCAAUUCCUCCUCCAAAAACUAUGGAACCCAGCUCACCGGAUGCAAGGAGACAAAAAUUCAAAAUGUUAAGGGGGGGUGAUGCUACUGGAUGCUACUGGAAACAAAAUAAAAAACCGCCACAACGACCAAGACGUCAUCACAUAAUCAACGCAAAAAACGUUGAUAUUGCGGAGAACAACCACGUUUUUUGCUUUUCAGAACUAAGUGGGGUUGCGUUAGUUGCAGAAACCAACCACCAACCCCAAUGACGGGGAGAUAUUGAUGAGUUUUAUCAUCUGUGUUUACUGUUAAUAAUGACAUCAGUGACGAUGAGCGUUCCACCUGAGUGUGUGUGGGGGACACGGGGGGACACACCCUAACUCUGAAGGAGAGAGGGGGUUAUGUAGGAGGAAUCUAUCCAUUACAACCCCCCAACCCAAACAAAAGAUUCCGCCCCAACCCAGUAGAGAAGAAACAGUAAAAAGUGGAUGAUACUAAAAAACAAACAUUUUCUUCAGUAUUUCUUCUUCUACUCCUGCGGCUGCUUCCUCUUCCGCUUCUUCUUCUUAUUAUUUUUCCUCUUCCUCUUCUUCUUCGAAACAUUGAAGCUUGAUUCUUCUGUUGCACCCGCUCAGCUUUGUUGGAACUUGCAGAGUUUAAAAACCUGUGGAAUCCUGCAUGAUGGAUACAAAAAAUACUGAUAACAAAGAGAAACUAGUGUAAUGUGGGGGGUCCGUUCUAUAUUAGUCUGUGGGGUUCUCUCCUUUUCCUGUAAUGCCUUUGUUUCUCUCGCUCUUCUCCCUGAGGUGUCCCUCUCUCUCUCUCUUCCUGUGCUGGAGGUAUAAUCAGGAUAGUUAGGAUGGAUGGAGAGAUGUGGCGAUGAGGAAGAGAAGAAGAAGGUCCAAUACUUUUUUAUGUGGAGGGACAGGAUGAUCUAUUUCCCACUUUGUUCUUAUUGAAAUGCUCUGUGCCAAAUUAUAACUGUUGAUGUGGCUGAGAUUGCACAAUCAUUUUCAAGGAAGUAGAUAUUUUGUUACUAGGCCUACUUUUAUUUCAUGGAAGGAAAGAAGGCAGGAAAGUAAGAAAACGCAGACCCCACAUAUUCUGGGUUCAUAUUAACAGGGAGUUGAAAUUGGGGGAGGAAGUUACAAGCAAGCUCCAUGAUCCUUAUAGGCUCUUCAUCAGCUGACACAUAGCCUCAUUCAAACCAGAGAUACGUCUCUAGUCUUCCAGUGUUAGUGUUUGAAAGAGCGAUAAAGAGAGAAAGAGAGAGAGAGAGAGAGAGAGAGAGAGAGAGAGCGAGAGAGAGAGAGAGAGAGAGAGAGAGAGAGAGAGAGAGAGAGAGAGAGAGAGAAAGGCAGAUGAAAGGAGGGACCCUCUUCAUCUUUCGUUUAUUUGUUAUGAAUAGUGAUAAUGGUUCUAUAGAUACUGAUAACAAUACUAACAAUAAUGAUGAAUAUGAUUGUGAUAAUGACGAUGAUGAUAAUUAUGAUGAUGAUGAUGAUGAUGAUGAUGAUGACGAUGUUCAUGCUUGUGAGAGAGAAUAAUUUUAGUUUUGUAUUUGUUUGUUUACUUUCGAAUCGGUUGUGCUCGGCGCGUCACCAUCUUUGUCUAGUGAGACAUUCUGUCCGGCUGGUGGUCCACUGGUUCGGCUGGUGGGCGGAGCUUUGUCAGAGAGGUGCAUUGUGGGAACAGGAGUAAUCAUAGUAAUGACUCUGAUACAGUGUAAUAAGGUGGGGAAAGGGAAAGGAACUUUAAAAAAUAGGCAUAUGAGCGUUCUUUGAGUUGACAGCCUUCUAAUGUCAAAAGUCAUACAGGAAAUCAUGUAUCUGACCUGCAUACUUGUUCAUCGGACAGUUGUUUACAUAUGUUAAGCAUUUGGGUAACUAUAGGGCAGCUAAAUGGUCGCUCUUGCUAAGGUAACGGGGUCUACAGACUAAAGCAGCCCAAAUUAAUCAGUAAUAAGAGACAGAGCUCCUCUACCAGUUUGGCCCUCUAGGUGGCACUGUAUGCAAUACAUUACAGCCCUGUCCUAUUGCAUCAUUGUACAUUGUAUCACCCCUUCUCUUUUGACUGUCUGAUUCCAAUGUUUUCAUAUCUGUCUGUAACUGGGAGUAUAAGGUUUAAGUGUUGUCUGUCACUGGUGGAGCACCUCCUUUGUGUUCAGGACAUGUAACACAGCCAAUCAAAAAUUUACAGGACAUGAAAAUGCAUGGGAGAAACAAUGACUGGGUCUUUUCUGCCAAACCUCUGUGUCCUGUGUCGCCCUAUUCUCUUUUUUGUGUGUCUUUGUGUGCCUCAACCUAACAUCCACCCUAAUACCCACCGCUGUCCAUACAGUCUCUCUCUCACAGUUGCCGGACGUUAGGGAUUGCCAUAGUGAACCAUUCAUUUAUUAUAAUUAUGUCAUUAUUAUUAUUAUUAUUAUUAUUAUUAUUAUUAUUAUUAUUAUUAUUAUUAUUAUUAUUACACCCCAUGUCAAAACCAUUCACGUCAGGUAACAGUGUUUGUUCACUGCUGCCAUAGAUAUAGCGCAGUUAGAUCUGCACAUAUCUGUAUUCUGAUGUACUGUAACGACAUAUCCCAUGAUUCUAUGUACCACACUUUGACCAGAAAGUGCACAGGCACAUUGCCUUUACAGUGUUCAUCUAAUGUAGGAAUGUCAUAGAUGUGUAUAAGUCACAUCACAACACAGAUAAGAUAGAAAUACACAGAUACACUCUCAGCAUGUAGCUCCUGGCUGUAGCAAGUGUGUGUGUGUGUGUGUGUGUGUGUGUGUGUGUGUGUGUAUGGCGUGUGUGUGCGUGUGUGUCUGUGUAUGCAUGCGUUCUUUUAUAGCAAGAAUGUGUGUGUAUGUUCAAUGUGUGUGUACAUCAAUAGCAGGCUGUUUUCGUUAGAUAUUUCAUUUAAUUUGUUUAUUUGCUUUGAAUAUUUUGUCAAAGCACAGUGAUGACAUUUGAGUUGGUGAGUGUUUGUGUGUGUGUGUGUGAGUUAGCAUGUGUUUGUGAGCAAGUGUUUGUGUGGCUGUGUGCAAGAUGAGAUAAGAUGUCAACCACCUUCCAAAUGAAACUAUGAGAGGCCCUAACAUUCACUGUCAUUGUGUCCUAUACUGACCAACCAUCCACUAACAACACAUAUGUUAAAUAACCCCACCGUUACUUCAAAAAGCAAUGUAUGAGCCGAUAUGGAAAAAAAAGAGAAAUAAAAGCAUUUUAAAUACCAAAAAAAGACCAAAAAAAGGGAAAAUAUCUACUUCCAUAACUGCAUGUGCUAUGUGCAUGCCACACCGUGGGUGAACAGUCAUCUUCAGGAAUAAAAAAAAAGAAGAAUAUGAAUUCAGAUAAAUAUAUAAAUAUAGAUAGAUGUUGUUACUAAGCAACGGUUCCUUUUUCCUUCUAUUUUUGAGAACAAAAAAGGUUUUAAAAAAUAUAUUUAAAAAAGAACAUGUCAAAAGAGCGACGUGAUGACUUUGUUGAGAAUCAAAGUUGGUUUGUUUCUUUAUGUUGCCAGCUGUUACCUGCAAACAUGGAGGUGAGACACUACGCAACCAUGUUCAGGACACUACAAAAAAAAAGAUAACUCCUAUUUUAAAGAAGAGAAUCCAGUUAAAAGACAUGGAGAGAUAUCCCUGCCUACUUUUGGGUGGGGUCAGGAGAUAGCCAAAUCUGAUGAUGUAACCCUUAAAACUCUGGCUGUGGGGUCUUUUGUCUCUCGCUCACUCCCUCUCUAUUUCUCUCUUACUCUGUCUCUCUCACUCUUAUCUCUCACACUCUCAACCUAUCUCACCGCUAUUUCUACCAGUGCAUUUUGUAAUUCCAGACAGAAUUCUUCAUAAUGAAUAAAAACCAGAGAGAAUGCA
Coregonus clupeaformis (lake whitefish) is the source of this 13226-nucleotide messenger RNA. RefSeq names its product voltage-dependent P/Q-type calcium channel subunit alpha-1A-like. The record is from RefSeq and is a predicted model, not a curated record. Bases 1569 to 9080 code for a protein of 2503 amino acids. Gene Ontology annotation, cellular component: voltage-gated calcium channel complex; membrane; neuronal cell body. The transcript has 51 exons. Gene Ontology annotation, biological process: calcium ion import across plasma membrane; chemical synaptic transmission. Lineage: Eukaryota; Metazoa; Chordata; Actinopteri; Salmoniformes; Salmonidae. Gene Ontology annotation, molecular function: high voltage-gated calcium channel activity.